AGUACGAGGCUGAACGGUAGAUCCACAAUCCAAAAUCCAUCUUUCUUGCCAGCCCAUAUCAGCGACUCCUACCGAAAUACACCACUGUCUCUGCACAGCUUUCAACCCCGAAACGCGACAUGUCCUCGAAAUCCCAUCGUGCCAAGGCUCUCGCCGCUCAGCUUGAAGCCGGACCGUCCACUACGGCCGGAGAACUUGUUCCACCUGCUUCGCUUGUGAAGCCAAAGGUCAAGAAGUCCAAAUCGGUCAAGGACGGAGUUGUAGGAAAGGGUAAAGGCAAAGGCAAGGCUGUCGACGUUCAAGAGGAGGAACAGGAUGCGAGGAAGCCGCUGGGUCAAGAGGAAGAUGAGGAAGAGGUUGCGGCUGACGGCCACAGAGACGUUGAGAUGGAGCAGGAUGGAUUGAUUCCUACAGGACGGGCUGGACAGGAGGAAGAUGACGAUGCGGACAUGUUGAUCGACUCGGCACCGGUGGUCGGGUCCGCUGAUGCUUCAUCGUCGACAACCGCCAAAGCUAGCAGUGCUACCAAGACCUCGUCCGACUUCCUCCCCAUCUCUCAGACCGCUCAAAACAAAACCCUGUUGAAGCCCGAAGAGCGACGUGUGCCGGUACCGGCUCACCGAAUGGCUCCCUUGAAGAAGGAAUGGGUCAACAUUUACGGACCCCUGGUCGAGAUUAUGGGCUUGAUGGUCAGGAUGAACGUGCACAAGCGAUGCGUCGAAAUGAAGACAUCAAAACAUACUCCCGACCAGGGUGCGAUCCAGAAGGGUGCCGAUUUCGUCAAGGCGUUUGCACUGGGAUUCGACGUCAAGGACGCCAUCGCCAUUCUCCGUCUCGAGGACCUCUAUCUCGACUCGUUUGAGAUCAAGGACGUCAAGACGUUGCACGGGGACCAUUUGUCCCGAGCGAUCGGACGUAUCGCUGGGCAGGAUGGCAAGACCAAGUUUACGAUCGAAAACGCCAGUCGAACGAGAAUAGUCCUAGCCGAUACGCAUGUGCAUAUCCUCGGAUCAGUGCAAAACAUCAAGAUUGCCAGGGACGCCAUUGUCUCAUUGAUCUUGGGUUCGCCUCCAGGCAAAGUCUACGCCCAUCUGAGGAGCGUUGGUGCCAGGCUGAAACAGAGGUUCUAAUCUCGCAUCUUCCGCGCUACCCCGAGUGUAUCAUCAAUCACUUUCGUCCAUAUAUCCUUCUUGGACCCUCCCUUUCAGAUUUAUCGCCCUUCACAUGCGGACAUACAAAUUGCGCUACCGGGCGAUGUGGUCUUUGUAUUCACAAUCGCGGCCCGAUUCACUGUUAUAUCACAUCUACGACCCCCUUUUGAUGAGUACCGG
Filobasidium floriforme is the source of this 1331-nucleotide messenger RNA. RefSeq names its product Pre-rRNA-processing protein PNO1. The transcript is spliced from 5 exons. The record is from RefSeq and is a predicted model, not a curated record. Bases 120 to 1130 code for a protein of 336 amino acids. Gene Ontology annotation, molecular function: RNA binding. Gene Ontology annotation, cellular component: nucleolus. NCBI's taxonomy places the organism in Eukaryota, Fungi, Basidiomycota, Tremellomycetes, Filobasidiales, Filobasidiaceae.